Molecule: messenger RNA, 4351 nt
Organism: Salvelinus namaycush (lake trout)
Lineage: Eukaryota; Metazoa; Chordata; Actinopteri; Salmoniformes; Salmonidae
Product: MAP/microtubule affinity-regulating kinase 3-like
Exons: 17
Coding region: 643-2961 (772 amino acids)
Biological process (GO): intracellular signal transduction; protein phosphorylation
Cellular component (GO): plasma membrane; cytoplasm
Molecular function (GO): ATP binding; protein serine/threonine kinase activity
Source: RefSeq, a predicted model, not a curated record
AAGCCAUGUCUUUCCUCACUUCCUCUCAACGCAUUGGGUUUGGUUUGGCACUCUCCAGUUAGCAGGCGGCCAUCUUGGAUAUAGCAAUCAAGCAAACUACCCUUACUUUUGGGAUGGGGAGGACUUUAACCGAACUUGGGUCUUUCGGGGUACCAGCACCAUCGGAAAGCGGGGCAGCGCGCGUCGGAAGCUGAAAAUCAAUAGUAACCCAAGCCGCCAAAACUGGCUGCAAAUUCUGAGACCGGUUUUACGUUAACUCCCCUUUUUCCUUGACUAGACAUUCUGUGCAUUUGUAGAGAGCCCGUGAACUAUUGGAAUACAGUUUAUUGAGUUUUAGUUCCCUAAAAACGUAUUGGAACAUUUUGGAGCUCGGGGUUAUGGUUUGUUGUUGGACAACCUUUUGUGGGUUGUUGUGUUUUUCGCAAUCUGUCCCACCUCUGUACAGUAAUGCGGUUCGACAAUUUACCUAAUUAAUCUGUGGUCUAGACAUCUUCCAGCGUGUGUUUGCUGGAAUUUCGGCGUUGCGUUAAAUCCAUGUUCUUCAAUAGCAUUUGUAGACCUGCUUUCCUGUUGGGCUAAGGUGCAACAAAAUAAAAAAGGAGACCCAGAACGCCGAACCACUUCGGGGAACAAGACAUUAAAAUGUCAACCAGAACGCCACUACCUACUGUCAAUGAGCGUGAUACUGAAAAUCACACCUCGCACACCGAUGGGCGCAACGAGGUCACCACGCGGCCCGUCCGCUCAGGCGCCCGCUGCCGGAACUCCAUUGCCUCGUGCGCCGACGAGCAGCCUCACAUCGGCAACUACCGGCUGCUCAAGACCAUCGGAAAGGGCAACUUCGCCAAGGUCAAGCUGGCGCGCCACAUCCUCACGGGCCGAGAGGUUGCCAUCAAAAUCAUUGACAAGACACAGCUGAAUCCUACCAGUCUUCAAAAGCUCUUCAGGGAAGUCCGAAUAAUGAAGAUUCUAAACCAUCCAAACAUUGUGAAACUGUUUGAGGUGAUAGAGACUGAGAAGACUCUCUACCUAGUGAUGGAAUAUGCCAGUGGUGGGGAGGUCUUUGACUACCUCGUAGCACAUGGGAGGAUGAAGGAGAAGGAGGCCAGGGCUAAAUUUAGACAGAUUGUGUCAGCUGUACAGUACUGCCAUCAGAAACACAUCGUACACAGAGACCUGAAGGCUGAGAACUUACUCCUGGACGCCGACAUGAACAUCAAGAUUGCCGACUUCGGCUUUAGUAAUGAGUUCGUCAUGGGCAGUAAGCUGGACACGUUCUGCGGCUCUCCUCCCUACGCCGCCCCAGAGCUGUUCCAGGGGAAGAAGUACGACGGACCAGAGGUGGACGUCUGGAGCCUGGGGGUCAUCCUGUACACGCUGGUGUCAGGGUCGCUGCCCUUCGACGGUCAGAACCUCAAGGAGCUGAGAGAACGUGUUUUAAGGGGUAAAUACCGUAUCCCUUUCUACAUGUCCACUGACUGUGAAAACCUCCUCAAGCGUUUCCUGGUGCUCAACCCAGCCAAGCGCGGUACACUUGAGGUGAGGGAGGAAGGCCAAAAUCAAAUCAUGAAGGACCGGUGGAUAAACGCCGGCUGUGAGGAGGAGGAGAUGAAGCCCUUCGUGGAACCAGAAACGGACAUCACGGACCAGAAGAGAAUAGACAUCAUGGUGGGGAUGGGCUACACUCGGGAGGAGGUGACUGAGUCUCUAACCAGGAUGAAGUACGAUGAGAUCACCGCCACCUACCUGCUACUGGGCAGGAAGUCCACAGAGUUGGAGGCCAGUGACUCCAGCUCUAGCAGUAACCUGUCUCUGGCCAAGGUGCGGCCCGCCAGCGAGCACAACAACAAUGGCCAGUCUCCGGCCCACCUCAAGGCCCAGCGGUCCAUCUCCGGCACCCAGAAACAGAGACGCUACAGCGACCAGGCCGGUCCGUCCAUUCCCUCGGUGGGCUACCCCAAGAGGAGCCAGACCACCUCGGAUGACAACGGCGACCACAAAGAGGACGGGGGUGCCCAGCCACGGAAGUCUGUUUCAUCAGGCGGGCGUGGUGGCAGCGGUGCCCCUGCCAGUCCCCUAUUGGGUAACGCCAACAACCCCAACAAGGCCGACAUCCCCGACCACAAGAAGGGCUCCACCACACCCAGCACUAACUCCACAUCAGGGGGCAUGAGAAGGAGGAACACGUAUGUGUGUAGCGAGAGGAACGCCUCGGACCGCCACUCUGUCAUCCAGAACGGAAAAGAAAACAGCACGUCGACGACGUCUGGCCAGCGGAACCCCGGUGGCUCCUCCACCCACAGCAUCAGCAGCAGCGCCACGCCCCCCGACCGGCUGCGUUUCCCCCGCGGCACGGCCAGCCGCAGCACCUUCCACGGCGGCCAGCUGCGGGAGCGUCGCACGGCCACCUACAACGGCCCGCCGGCCUCACCCACGCUGUCGCAUGACGCCACGCCCCUCUCGCAGUCCCGCAGCCGAGGCACCACCAACCUCUUCACCAAGCUCACCUCCAAGCUCACGCGCAGAGGCCCGGCAGAGUUUGAGAGAAACGGGAGGUUGGAGAGCUCAAGUCGCAACAUGUCAGGUGAUCAGAAGGAGGACCAGCAGCAGCUCCAGCAGCAUCCUCAGCCCCCUCACGGCCAACACCCCAAGGACACCAAGCCGCGCUCCCUCCGCUUCACCUGGAGCAUGAAGACUACAUCGUCCAUGGAGCCCAACGACAUGAUGCGCGAGAUCCGCAAGGUGCUGGACGCCAACAACUGCGACUACGAGCAGCGCGAGCGUUUCCUGCUGCUGUGCGUGCACGGAGACGGCCACGCUGAGAGCCUGGUCCAGUGGGAGAUGGAGGUGUGCAAGCUACCGCGCCUCUCGCUCAACGGCGUGCGCUUCAAGCGGAUCUCGGGCACAUCCAUCGCCUUCAAGAACAUAGCGUCCAAAAUUGCCAACGAACUCAAAUUGUAGGUCCUCCUAGAGAUAUGGGAGGGGGAAAGUGUUUACCACGCACGUAAAAUAUUGCGGUUCAAAAUUGACUAAAGCAACGUAAUGUGGGGAAAGAAAGCAUUUUGAAAUGGACUUGAGUCAAGUCGAAUCUGAACGAGCUGUACAGUCGUUAUUAAGUAGCAGAUCUACGGACUUCCUCCGAGACACUUACAAAGUAUGUAUUGAAAACGAUGUAUAGCUUUAGGCAAUAAUUUCCUGUGUCUUUGGAGCAUUAUCCUUAUUAUUAAUAUUAUUAUUAUUAUUGAUGAUGUAACAGGUGGUCUUGAGCUGUCGGGAACGUUGGUCUGACAUUGACAUGUAGUUUGGGUCUUGUUUUAUUGAUGAAUGCACUAUUGCAUUGUCUCCUUUUGUGGCUCUGGAAAAUACCUCUCAAAUGGGAGUUUAAACUCAUACAAGGGAGGGAGAGAAGUGGAGGAGGAACACAAAAACUGACCCCUUCCCGCUGUUACAAGUACCAAGAAUUCCUCUUGCUAGGAGAAUAUGGUUGCCAGAUAUGACUGGUUGGAAUAGAUAGGCUUGCUAAUAGGGCUGCCAGAUAUGACUGGUUGGAUAGCCUAGCUAAUUGCACAACAAGUGACUGUAUUAUUGUUAGCACUGUCAAACUGAUUUUGACAGUCAAUUGUGCUCUCUCCCAUUUACUUAACCAACCUCUACACAUACACACAGACUUUCAUUCUAUGAUUUGAAGCCGUUGAUCAUCAGUGUUCAUCUGUGUGGUUACAGUAUAAAUGCAAUGUAUGGACUCAGCUGGUCAAGUCCCUGCUGUAUGGGGUCACCCAUCCCAGAGAGCAGGGUCUGGAGGAGGCCGGCGACGCGACAACGCACUUUGGCAGACCCCUGCUUCAAAACAGGGGAAUGUUGCCAAGUAUCAUGGGACUUUGAUUCAUUUGCUACAAAAAAAAGUAUUCACAGAGAAAUAGGGAAGGUUUUCCUUCCUGGCGUAUAUGAAUAUUUAGUGGUUUUUCCUUUGAUGCUGUUCCAUUUUUUUUACGGUUCUCUUCUCAGAUGUUACUGAAAUGUCCCCCGCUAUCUGGUCCCGCCCAACCGGGCCCACGGGCCGAGUCAGAUGCGGUCGGCCAUUCCUGGGACACAAAAGUUCAAAGUUCAACCAUGGCUGUUUUCAGGCCUCCAGUAUUCACUCCCAUCCUCAUAUAAACAUUGGCACUAUUUGAAUUUUUUUCUGGAAUGUAAAUAAUGUACCUCAGUUUGGCAACAGCUGUAUAAUGAUAUACUUCCCCUUUUCUGUUGUGUUUUUGUCUGGGCUAUGAGACGGGAGCUGUGGAAUUAACGUUAACUCAUUCGUCCCUGGGUAAGGUUAACCAGUGUCUCCAUUAAAACACCUUCAAAAUGA